Topomyia yanbarensis is the source of this 1746-nucleotide messenger RNA. Its product is annotated as cytochrome P450 9e2-like. Gene Ontology annotation, molecular function: heme binding; iron ion binding; oxidoreductase activity, acting on paired donors, with incorporation or reduction of molecular oxygen. The transcript has 2 exons. NCBI's taxonomy places the organism in Eukaryota, Metazoa, Arthropoda, Insecta, Diptera, Culicidae. The record is from RefSeq and is a predicted model, not a curated record. Bases 37 to 1632 code for a protein of 531 amino acids.
GUGACAGAUUGUAUAUGCAGGAGUGAACCCUCCAACAUGGAACUAAAUCUGAUUUACUGGCUACCUUUGACAAUUUUGCUACUAAUAUGUAGCUACCUGCUGUUCAGAAAAAAAGAUGACUACUUUCAGAAGAUUUCGGUUUCUUCCGUACCCUCGGGUCUAUUUCUAUCAUUUUUAUUUAGAAAAUAUUCAUUUUCCGAUUUAAUCAAAAUAAUCUACGACAAAUACGUCGCUGACAGAGUCGUUGGAAUGUCCGAUUCCCGGGGUCGAGUGCUGAUUCUGCUGGAUCCGGAACUGAUCAAGACGGUGGUGGUAAAAAAUUUCGACCACUUCACAGAUCGACGACCAACGUUCUGGAAUGCCAAUGCCAGGAAUCCGAAAACAGUACUGAACCGAUCAUUGUUCUCGUUGGCCGGCGAAAAUUGGCGGAAUAUGAGGGCCACCUUGAGUCCGGCGUUCACCGGAAGCAAAAUGCGAUUGAUGUUUGAGCUGGUGUUGGAGUGCAGCGAGAAUAUGGCACGGCACUAUCGGGAACUACUGACAGCAGGAUUGGGUUCUUGCGAGUACGACGUGAAGGAUGUCUUUUCCCGAUUUACAAAUGAUGUCAUUGGUACGUGUGCUUUCGGGAUAAAGGUAGAUUCGAUGAAAGAUCCGGAUAACGAUUUCUUCACAAACGGCAAGAAGAUGACGCAUUUUCAGAGAUUUAGUGUAUUGUUGCGAGUGCUUGCAAUCAAUUCAUUUCCAGGGCUAACAGAUUCGUUAGGAAUUGAGAUCAUUGAUCGGGAACAGUUGAACUAUUUCUUCGAGUUAAUCAUGAACGCUGUGAAAACCAGAAACGCGAACAAUAUAGUUCGACCCGAUAUGAUUCAUUUGCUAAUGGAAGCCCGGAAAGGUUUAUUGAAAUACCAUCAAGAAAGUGAACAAAAUGAUGGAUUUGCGACCGUGCGGGAGUCUGAAGUCGGACAGGUUCAGACAAGUUUCCAGAUGACGGACUUGGACAUGGUAGCUCAAUGUUUAAUAUUUUUCACUGCUGGAUUCGAUACGGUGUCAACUUGCCUAACGUUCUUAGUAUAUGAAUUAACAAUUAAUCCAGAUGUUCAACAGCGUCUCUACGAAGAAGUAAUACAAACUGCCAAACAACUUGAUGGUUCCCCAAUCGGUUAUGAGACCUUGCAGAAAAUGAGAUACCUAGACAUGUGCGUAUCGGAGAGCCUUCGCUUAUGGCCACCAGUAGCAAUGGUUGAUAGGCUGUGUAUUAGCGACUACCGAGUAGAUGACGGACGGCUUAACUUCACUAUCGAAAAGGGUGUCGGUGUCUGGAUUCCGAUACACGGUCUUCACAGAGAUCCCAAAUAUUUUCCCGAUCCCGAGCGGUUCGAUCCGGAACGGUUCAACGAUGAAAAUAAAGGCAGUAUAAACAUGGGAGCUUAUCUACCGUUUGGUGUCGGUCCGAGGAACUGCAUUGGGUCUAGAUUUGCGCUGAUGGAGGUUAAGUCUAUUGUGUAUCAUAUGCUGCUACAUUUCAGUUUUGAGCGAACAGAUCGAACACUGGUACCGAUGAAACUGAUACGUGGGGCAGUUACUAUGGGCAGCGAGAAGGACGUGGUGGUUGCACUGAAAUUGCGAAAGUGAGUUUUAGUGAUCGGUUCAAUAGGGAAUAAACCAUGUUAUACUUGUUUUUUUUUAAGUUGUUUAUUUGACACAACUAGUUGCGUGAGUUAUACGGAGCCGUAGGGCUUAUACAUU